Protopterus annectens (West African lungfish) is the source of this 5984-nucleotide messenger RNA. It is a transcript of the gene BICC1, whose product is annotated as BicC family RNA binding protein 1. Gene Ontology annotation, cellular component: cytoplasm. NCBI's taxonomy places the organism in Eukaryota, Metazoa, Chordata, Ceratodontiformes, Protopteridae. The transcript has 25 exons. The record is from RefSeq and is a predicted model, not a curated record. Bases 563 to 3469 code for a protein of 968 amino acids. Gene Ontology annotation, molecular function: protein binding; RNA binding.
UGAUUGCCGUGUUUUCUUUGCUAGCAGCUUGGUUUCUUUUAAGAAAUCAUAUGUCUCUAUUAAAUCAGUCUGAUUCACUGUGAUAAAAUUUGUCAACGCCAAAAAGAAUUAAACAUGCAUUCAAGCAGUGGCUCAGGUAUACUUGUUUUGGAAGAGGAAAGGACAUUCAUUUCUUGCAUCUGGUACUACAUCUGAUGAUACCUUAUUGACCUGCUUAUCCUUCCAAAUUUUUACCGGCACUACUUUGCGAAACUUGGACGGCGGACGGAUGUGUGUUUGAGAUAUGCGAUUCAUUGAAGCUAAGACUGUUCAGUUGGCGGAAUAAGAUAGUGCGUUAGUGACUUAGUGUUUGGGAUUAGGCAGAAAGUGUAGCAGUAUGGGAUACGGAUAUUAAAGGUGAAGUAUUUUUGCCUUGCUCGAAGCAUGUGGAUGGUUGGUCAGCAGCACCGUUAGUAGGAGGUACGAAGCUGACAUAUUGCUCUGGAAAACUUGGUUUGGUACUUUUACUUCUUACAAGGCGGCGGCACCGAGGGUACUCUCUGACGGGGUCCGGACAGGCGUGAUGGCAGCUCACUGUGAUUCUAUGAGCGGAUACAUGCAGCAGUCAGACCCGGGCUCUAACAGUGAACGGAGCACCGAUUCGCCGUUGCCUGGCUCUGAAGAUGAAUCUAGCGGCCCUUCUGUUGCCACUAGUGAUCCUGAGUGGACUGAGGAUAGAUUCCGGGUGGAUAGAAAGAAGCUUGAAGCCAUGUUGCAAGCAGCUGCUGAGGGCAAGGGUAAAAGUGGUGAAGAUUUCUUCCAGAAGAUUAUGGAGGAGACGAAUACUCAAAUUGCUUGGCCAUCAAAACUGAAGAUUGGUGCAAAGUCCAAAAAAGAUCCUCAUAUUAAAGUUUCUGGGCAGAAGGAAAAUGUUAAGCAAGCCAAGGAAAAAAUAAUGGCUGUCCUAGACACAAAGAGCAGUCGAGUUACUCUUAAAAUGGAUGUGUCGCAUACAGAACAUUCUCAUGUAAUUGGCAAAGGGGGAAACAACAUCAAAAAGGUUAUGGAAGAAACAGGGUGUCAUAUCCAUUUUCCUGAUUCCAACAGAAAUAAUCAAGUUGAGAAAAGCAACCAGGUAUCUAUUGCAGGACAGCCAGCUGGAGUGGAGUCUGCCAGAGCAAGAAUUAGAGAACUGCUUCCUUUAGUUCUGAUGUUUGAACUUCCAAUAGCUGGCAUUCUUCAGCCAAUCCCAGAUCCUAAUUCACCUACUAUUCAGCACAUUUCCCAGACCUAUAACAUUUCUGUAUCUUUCAAACAACGGUCCCGUCUGUAUGGUUCUACUGUUAUUGUGAGGGGGUCACAAAACAACACCGGUGCAGUUAAGGAAGGGACAGCUGUAUUACUAGAACAUCUGGCUGGUAGUCUAGCCUCCGCAAUACCUGUUAGUACACAACUGGACAUUGCUGCACAGCACCAUCUGUUCAUGAUGGGGCGGAAUGGAAGUAAUAUCAAGCACAUUAUGCAGAGGACAGGGGCACAGAUCCAUUUCCCUGAUCCUAGUAACCCACAAAAAAAGUCCACUGUCUACCUCCAGGGUACUAUCGAUGCAGUUUGUCUGGCCAGACAGUAUCUCAUGGGUUGCCUGCCCCUUGUGUUGAUGUUUGACAUGAAGGAGGAUAUUGAGGUUGAGCCACAGUACAUUACUCAGCUCAUGGAACAACUGGAUGUAUUUAUUAGCAUAAAACCAAAGCCCAAACAACCAAGUAAGUCUGUGAUUGUAAAAAGUGUAGAAAGGAAUGCCUUAAACAUGUAUGAAACACGAAAGUGCCUCUUGGGACUAGAAAGCAGUGGUGUGACCGUAAGUUCCAUAUCUGCAGUAAAUUGCCCCGUGAGGCUGCAGCAUCCCGGGUUGGAUAUACUCUCAUCAGGACUUGGACUCACGGGACUAGGUAUCUUGGGUCCUACAGCGUUGUCUGUAAAUACCUCCAAUGUGCCUAAUUCUCUCUUAAAUGCUCUGAAUAGUUCUAUUAGCCCAGUGCAGAGUCCAAGCUCAAACACACCAAGUCCAACAAUUUGGGCAGCAUCAAUUACCAAUACCUCCGCCACUCCAGAUUUCACCUCACUGCAAUCUCUGCUUGUCUGCCUAGCCUCAAGUCAUACAUUGUGUACAAGUGUGAAUAGUGGAGUCCCGUCAUAUCGUAGAACUACCCCAAGUCCUCCAGCAGGGCUACGGCUACUGGAUCUGUUAUUAGAAGGCACGCUUGUCUCAGAGAGCAAUUGCAUAGUUUACAUUACUGUUUAUUUUCAUUCUUCAAAUGUUUACACUGCACUAUCUGCUAAAUCAUUAGCUGAUAAAGUACUAGGCUCAAAUCAUUCAGAUUCUUCAAGGCAGUCCAGUAGCCACAGCGGAUCAGAUCAGCUAACUUCAAAAUCCAGUCAAGAAGACGCUUCUAAUGAUGCCUUUGUGGAAGUUGGUAUGCCAAGAAGUCCCUCUCAUUCGGCCAACAGCAAUGAACUGAAACAGAUGUUGGGUUCCUCCAAAUCGUGUGGCACUAAGCGACAAGCAGUAGAGCUCCUACAAGGCACCAAAAACUCUCAUUUGCACACGUCAGACAGGUUGUUGUCAGAUUCUGAACUUAGUUCCUCAGAGUCACCAGUAGCUGAUAAAAAGGCACCUGGAAGUGAACGAGCAGCAGAGAGAGCAGCAGCUCAGCAGAACCUCCUCGCUCCUCAGACAACUUAUUCAAAUAUGCAGGCAUAUGACUAUGAACAGAAGAAGCUACUGGCAACCAAAGCUAUGUUGAAGAAACCAGUGGUAACGGAAGUAAGAACUCCUACAAACACUUGGAGUGGUCUUGGGUUUUCCAAGUCCAUGCCUGCAGAAACUAUAAAAGAACUCAGAAGGGCUAACCAUGUGUCUUAUAAACCAACUAUGACCACUACGUAUGAGGGGGUGUCUUUAUCACGGUCAAAUAGCCGAGAGCUUGUGGGAAGUGGCAGUGACUCUGACAACUGGAGAGAACGUAAUGGAAUUGGUCCCUCUUCUCACAGUGAAUACGCAUCUGUUAUCAAUGCAAAACGAAAACAAAAUAAAUCAAAUGAACACUACUUAAGCAGCAGUAACUAUAUGGACUGUAUAUCUUCAGUGAUGGGCAGCAAUGGCUGUACUUUAAAUAGCUCAUUCAAAGGUUCUGAUCUUCCAGAACUUUUCAGCAAGCUGGGCCUAGGAAAAUAUACAGACGUGUUCCAGCAGCAAGAGAUUGAUCUGCAGACAUUCCUUACACUUACAGACCAAGAUCUGAAAGAGCUCGGAAUUACUACAUUUGGUGCUAGAAGGAAAAUGUUGCUUGCUAUAUCAGAGUUAAACAAAAAUCGAAGAAAACUGUUUGACCCCCCAAACAUUCGUUCAUCAUUCCUGGAAGGUGGAGCUAGUGGAAGAUUGCCACGUCAGUAUCAUUCAGACAUUGCAAGCAUUAGUGGACGGUGGUAGCAGAGGAUCAAAGCAUUUUGUUAACUGUUUGAGACUGAAAAACUGGUAUGACCUGCAGUGCAACAAAAUCCUGUGGACCGCUUUCACUGCACCCAGCCCUUAGCACUUUGGAAUUUGGGACAUCAAGGACCAAAGCUUUCAGACUGCACAUAACAUUUCUGCCAGAAUUUAAAAAAAAAUUUAAAUGGUGACCUAUCAUCAGUGUAUGUUGAAAACAAAACACUAAGAACUGUAGAUGUUAAACUGCAAUUUAAAUUGGAGAAAAUGGCCAGAACAAAAACUUGAUUUAUUUUGUAUUUUACUGAAAAUAAUGUAUGCACUGACGUUUCUUGACCUGACUGAAUGAAGGAAGAAGAGCUGGCGUGCCACAGAUUAUUGCCUUUAGAUUUUUAUCAGCAAGGACACUGCUUCUGUCUUACUGCUGAAGAAGUCUUUUAUGUCCUCCUGCACUUUACCCUUCCAUAUUUCAUGGCAUGUGGAAGUCCAGCCUUUCUUGAAUCUGUAUGAAAAUGCAUUUUACCAGCACUAAUCAACUUCAGUGGACAAUAUUUCUAGACCAAAUUUAUUUUCUAUAAAUGUAUAAUGUGUAAUUCUGCCAAUAUGUUGCAUAAUAUCAUUGGUAAGUUUGUUUUUAUGCAAAAGAUAUUCCUGAUAUAUUUUUACAAAUUUGGUUAGAACCAGCCUUAAUUGCAUGAAAACAGUGCCAGGAAAGCUUGUCAUCUUGUCAUGAAAGUAAUACAGACAGAAAACCAGAUAUCGUUAUUAUAGUGCCAUCAGUGAGCAUGAAAUAGAUAUUAGUGACACACUGUGUAAAGGUAAAGGCUGUGGUUUCACGUUGAAAUCCUUCACUGGUAUCACAUGUCAGUGGAGCAGAUUUUUGCAAAUAUAAGCAGAUAAAUCUGGCAAAUAGCCUCUGUCUAACAAUUAUUAGCCAGCAGUUUAUGAAGACAUUCCAUUAUGCAGACAAGAUAACUGUACUUAGACCUCUAAGAAUCAGUGUAUCACUUAUGUCUAUAUGACUCAACCUACUUUGGUUGUAAUGUAUAGAUUCAUAUUAGUUUGCUGGAAACUGAUUUAAAUAACACCCAUUUUCUUUGCUGCAGCUUUCCUCAAUUCGCUCUUAAAACUACCACCUUCAAAAAGUUUUUUUUAUAUAGGAAAUAACUUGCUAUGGCAUUUAGUCGGAGUUAAUGAAAUUUAAAUUGUUUUAAACUGUGAAAUUCCAAAAAUCUGGAAAUAUUUUGUCUGUAUAUACCAUAUCAUUGUGGAUUUAUGAAGGUUUUUCAUGUGUGUGAAGGAAAUCACCAAGUGCCUCUUUUUUAUGCAAUGGAAAAUAGGUUCCACAAGUUUGUGAUACAGGACACAUUCCCACAAGAAACAUUGUGAAGUAUUUGUACUGUAAUAUUUUAUUUAUGCAUUAUGAACGGUGUGUUAAACAUGUGCCACUAUAAAAUACUUAAAUAAUCAGAUUGAUAAGUAGAUUAAACUCACCAUUUGUAAGUAUUUAUUGGAGAACCAAAUACUAGCUGUGGUUAAAUACUUGUUUUUAAGGGAGUAGUCACAAGAAAAUUUGCACAGUGAAAGGAAGGGUGCUUGAAUCAUUUUAGUAAAAAGGGUGGGAGUUAAUCACUUUUAAGGAAAUGCACUGUUUGAUCCUGAAUAGUAACUUUUAAUUACCACUGUAGAAAGAAGAGAUUAAUCUCCUUUUAUAAAAAAAAUUAUUGUGGAUCUGUUUUAAAUUAGGUCUGUCAUUUUAAUUGCAUUCUUUUGUUUUAAUUAACUGCACAUUCACAAAAUAUAAAGCACCAGGGUUUUCAGUUUUGUCCAUAAGGUCCCUUUCUAUAAUCAAUAAAGUAGUUGCAGCCUUUUGUUAGGAAUAUUUUUAAGUGUAUACCAAAGCAAAGGGUCUGCAAGAGGGAAAUAUUCAAAAAAAAUACACACAGCACUGGAAAUUAUUGCUCACUCACUUCCUGUGUUCUCAAAGGGAAUAAGAUGAUACAUGAUUGUGUCAAACCAUUGCAUAUUAUGCAAAUAAUGUUUGGAUCAUUAAAGUCAACGUUCCUCUAAACCUGUGCCUUACAAAUGAUUUUUCUGUAAAUAGAGGGCAGGUAAGGAUGCAUUUUGUAUGAAAUUAAAUAUUUUAGUAAAAUUUUAAGUGAAACUGUUGAAUAAAAAAUUUGAAAUCUGGUUCAAGCAUAAUCAGCUUCUGUUUGAAAACCAAGGUAAGCCCCCUCCCUUUGCCAGUUACAUGCAGUAUAGUAUCGAUGUUCCCAUUUUGUUGCGAAACACACUGCACUUAUUUAUAAGCAGCUUGUUUUCCUUGCUUUGAGAAGAUAUUUAGAUUUCAGUUUAGAACUUUGUUAUAACUUUUUAUAAUGAAUGCAGUUUUGUUAAAUGGUACUUUGUUUCUACAAAAAAUGUAAUUUUACUCUUUCAAAGAAGCUCUUUGUGUUUUGUGACCAAAUAGUAUAAUGAAUCAGAAUCUUGUAAAGAAAAUAAAAAGGACUGAAACAUU